This is a messenger RNA of Mangifera indica (mango), 913 nucleotides long. Its product is annotated as HVA22-like protein e. Bases 160 to 501 code for a protein of 113 amino acids. The record is from RefSeq and is a predicted model, not a curated record. The transcript has 4 exons. Lineage: Eukaryota; Viridiplantae; Streptophyta; Magnoliopsida; Sapindales; Anacardiaceae.
CACCAUCCAACGGUACACACAACUUCUGUCUUGACAGCCAUAAACCGUUUUCUUCAACAAUCAGUUACCCUGGUAUGCCUUAUCUUCUUCCUGGUUCUGUCUCUUUCAACCAGAACCCACCGAAAUAAAACGGCAGCUACAGCAGAUUAAAUCCUAAAGAUGCGUCGUCUUUGGAAUUUGCUCACUCACGUUCAUUCGGUAGCUGGGCCAGUUUUGAUGUUAUUAUACCCCUUAUAUGCAUCAGUUUUAGCCAUAGAAAGCCCGUCGAAAGUGGAUGAUAAGCAGUGGCUUUCUUAUUGGAUCUUGUAUUCAUUUAUAACUCUUGCGGAGAUGUUACUCCAGUCAGUUUUAGAGUGGAUACCAAUUUGGUACACAGUGAAGUUCAUAUUCACAAUAUGGUUGGUUCUACCACAGUUCAGGGGAGCAGCUUAUAUUUAUGAUAGGUUUGUAAGACAGCACAUAAAGCAGAACACAGGGAGGAAAGUUCACUUCCAUUACUGAUCUCCUGUUAGCAAUGGCAAGGGCAAGAAAAAGUUUGUGGACUUCAUUGUCCCAAAGAAAGUCUAUGAGUUAUCAUAAGAAGAUGCAUUGGAAGUAUGCAUAGAAUUUUUAUUUAUAAUAAUAUUGUUAGUUCCUAGAGGGUUAAUUUUGAUAUGUGAUUGGCGUGUAAAGAAUGUAUGAGAGUGCAAGUAAGCUUAAGAAAAAACAACUAGGAUUUAAGUAGAAUUUUGUAAUGAAAUGUGGAUAAUGUGAAUGUGGAGUGGACAGGGAGAGCAUGAGGCAUACUAAAGGGGAGCAUCCUAAGUAGCCGGUCAUGUGUGAAUUAGUUGAAUUUGAUUUCUUGUUUUGGUGGUUUGUGUAAUGUUAAACUUUGAACCCGUGUAUAAUAAGUUAAUUGCUUUUAUUUCUUAAA